Hibiscus syriacus is the source of this 1364-nucleotide messenger RNA. RefSeq names its product probable prolyl 4-hydroxylase 10. Bases 126 to 995 code for a protein of 289 amino acids. Gene Ontology annotation, cellular component: endoplasmic reticulum. Gene Ontology annotation, biological process: peptidyl-proline hydroxylation to 4-hydroxy-L-proline. NCBI's taxonomy places the organism in Eukaryota, Viridiplantae, Streptophyta, Magnoliopsida, Malvales, Malvaceae. The transcript is spliced from 8 exons. Gene Ontology annotation, molecular function: iron ion binding; procollagen-proline 4-dioxygenase activity; L-ascorbic acid binding. The record is from RefSeq and is a predicted model, not a curated record.
AAACCAAAAUUUCUAUAAAAAAAAGCAAUAAAAAAAAAGACAGACUGGUCUCUCUUAACUGAGUCUCUCGUUCAAACUCUGAGUUGAGGAAGUUCCAGAUCUCGAUCUCCUGAGUUUGAGAAACAAUGGCGAAGCCGAGACAUUCGCGCGUUCCCGGCCGGAAAUCGUCAUCUUCAACCAUGUUUCUAACGGCGCUGAUUAUGUUCACCUUCCUGGUUUUGAUCCUUUUGGCGCUGGGAAUCCUUUCAAUUCCAAGCAGUAAUCCCGGCAGUUCGCAUAAACCCAACGAUUUGAGCACGAUUGCUCAUAACGUUGUUGACAAAAACGAUUAUGAUGAAGGUGUAGGAGAACAAUGGGUUGAAGUCAUCUCCUGGGAGCCUAGAGCUUUUAUCUAUCAUAAUUUCUUGUCCAAGGAGGAAUGUGAAUACCUAAUUGACCUUGCCAAGCCUCACAUGGAAAAAUCGACAGUUGUCGAUAGUGAAACUGGCAAGAGCAAAGAUAGCAGAGUACGUACAAGUUCUGGCACAUUUCUGCCUAGAGGACGUGAUAAAAUUAUUAGGAACAUUGAGAAAAGGAUUGCAGAUUAUACCUUCAUUCCAGUAGAGCAUGGGGAAGGACUUCAAGUUCUUCACUAUGAAGUUGGCCAAAAAUAUGAGCCUCACUAUGACUACUUCAUGGAUGAGUUCAAUACCCAGAAUGGGGGCCAACGUAUAGCUACGGUCCUUAUGUACCUCUCAGAUGUUGAAGAAGGGGGAGAGACAGUGUUUCCUGCUGCAAAGGGUAAUGUCAGUGCUGUGCCUUGGUGGAAUGAAUUAUCUGAAUGCGGAAAAGGAGGACUUUCUGUCAAACCAAAGAUGGGUGAUGCAUUACUUUUCUGGAGCAUGAAGCCUGAUGCAAGUCUAGAUCCUUCAAGCCUGCAUGGUGGAUGCCCUGUGAUUAGAGGAAAUAAAUGGUCAUCUACAAAAUGGAUGCGAGUCAACGAGUACAAGGUCUAAACAGCAGUUAUAAAGGUGACAGGAUUGAAUUGAAUUCCUUAUUAUCCUUGUUGUACUUUGGAAAAGUUGAAGUGAGAGCUCUACAACAGCUUGAGCUUGGAGCCUUCUUCUAUCAGUUUCGGUGUAGUGAUUUUCCCUGCUGACUUGGACACAUGCUCAACUCUUUUCUUUUCUUUUCUCUUUGGUUUUUGGGUUUGUUUCCAGUGUUAGUAAAGAGAGCUUUUUUAAUGUUACUAGCAUCAAUAAUCAUAAUAGAAUAAAAGUGUAAUGCUUAGAAAUGUAGCACAAAUGAAUGGAUCCAUGGUAAUACACACAAUCAUUUAUUUGACAUAAUAUUACAUUGCAUUACAUUACAAUAGCUUCCUCCCA